Messenger RNA from Cucumis melo (muskmelon), 1227 nucleotides. RefSeq names its product methyl jasmonate esterase 1-like. The coding region runs from base 184 to 1140 and encodes 318 amino acids. Lineage: Eukaryota; Viridiplantae; Streptophyta; Magnoliopsida; Cucurbitales; Cucurbitaceae. Gene Ontology annotation, molecular function: methyl indole-3-acetate esterase activity; methyl jasmonate esterase activity; methyl salicylate esterase activity. The transcript is spliced from 3 exons. The record is from RefSeq and is a predicted model, not a curated record. Gene Ontology annotation, biological process: salicylic acid metabolic process; jasmonic acid metabolic process.
UUUAAACAUGUUUUAUGUAUGUAUAUAUGUAUUUGGUUCCUAUAUUUUGUAUUAUAAAUAUUGUAUAAUGAUGGGCACAAUAGUGAGGGAUUAUUACAUGCAUUUAUAUCCUACAACAACUCUUAGCUUUGUUUCCGGUAGCAACUUUAAUUUGUAGUAAACCACAUACCCAAAACCAAAAAAAUGCAAAAACUUCUCCUACCAUUAUUUUUCCUUCUAAUCUUCCUCUCUUUCUCUACCCAAACACAAACCUCAUUUGAUCUCCUCCACCACCACUACUCCCAAUCAACCAAAUCACACUUUGUGCUCGUCCAUGGUGCCUGCCUCGGCGCCUGGUCUUGGUACAAGGUCACAACCUUCUUGCAAACCGCUGGUCACAAUGUCACCGCUCUCGACAUGGCUGCUGCCGGGAUCGACCCAACCCAGCCCCAGUCAUUGAAAACAAUUACUGACUACUUCCAGCCAUUGCUCAACUUCAUGGAAGCCCUACAAGCCGACGAGAAGAUCGUUCUUGUCGGACACAGCCUAGGCGGCCUCGGAAUCUCGAUGGCCAUGGAGAGAUUCCCUGAGAAAAUCUCUGUUGCCAUUUUUGUGACUGCAGCCAUGCCUGGCCCAAUCCCGUGGCUUUUUUCCAUGGAGGAACAGAGGAAAGUUCUUGGAAUGUACGGUGGUUUUUACACAGAGGAGGAUUUCAAAUCCAAGGGUUCAGAUAAUUCAAAUCUUUUCAUGUUUUCAGAAGAAGAAUUAGAAACCAAGCUUUUCCCACUAUCUCCACCUGAGGAUUUGACAUUGGCAAAAACAUUGGUGAGGCCUCAAGCAAUGUUUGGUCUGUUCGAGUCGGUGAAGGAGCUAAAACUAAGUAAAGAGAACUAUGGGUCUGUGAAGAGGGCUUUCAUUAUAUCAGAAAAGGACAAAAUGGCAACGAAGAUCAUGGUUUGGGCUAUGAUCAUUUCAAAUAGGCCUCAUCAUGUGGGGGAGGUUCAUGGAUCAGAUCAUAUGGUCAUGACUUCAAAGCCUCUUGAACUUGCUCGACAACUCUCCACCAUUGCUCAAGACUUUGCUGCUGCUGCUUCUUCUUCUUCUUCUUCUUCUUCUUCUUCUUCGACUUCAUCUUCCACUUAUGUCCAUGAUGAUCUGUAAAACAUUUGUAACUGUAGGUCUAUGAGAUUUCUCCUUUUAUCUCAACUGAUGUUAUCAAAUAAAGUAAAAUGGCAUCAUUUUACAUCA